AUAGCAUCUUGAGACAAAACCUUCGCGGAUAAGCUUGUUAGUAUCGUGCAUCGUUCUCCUGCUGUGGACUCACCAGCUGCGACCCACUUGGUUUUUGUGAUCCCCUUGGAGAAAGAAAAUCAGGGAUUGGUAAUUGGCUCGGCUGUAUGACUGAAGCACCCGAUAUGACGCUUAUGUAACUCUACAAAAAUCGGAGCAUUUCUGGCCAGGCGAAGGCUCAGACUGCAGCUCAUUUUUUUAUUCCCUUACUUUCAACCAUUACCAUGUCGUUUUCAGCUUUGCGCGCUCCAGUUCGCAGGACCGCUUUUUCUGCGUCCUUCCGCAGGUCUGAAUUGCGGUCCUCUUCGUUCCGCAAAUUCUCGACCCCUCCUCCAGCAGCCAAGUCAAAUGCCGCUCUUUACGCUGGGCUGGGUGUCGCUGCAUUCGGUGGUAUCGCUUUCUAUCUGUACACAUCCUCAUCCGACACUUCCAAGGAAGCUGCCACCGCACUCAAAUCUGGUGCUCAGGCCGCUAAAGUUGCCGCUAACUUCACUCCAACAAAGGAGGAUUAUCAGAAGGUAUAUAACCGCAUCGCUGAAAUUAUCGACGAAGCAGGAGAAUACGACGAUGGUUCUUUUGGUCCCGUAAUCCUCCGUCUUGCGUGGCACGCCUCUGGCACGUAUGACAAGUCUACGGGCACGGGUGGAAGUAACUAUGCGACCAUGCGAUUCGAACCCGAGUCUCUCCAUGGCGCGAACGCUGGCCUCUCCGUAGCCCGGGGCCUCAUGGAGAAAGUUAAACAGGAGUUCUCUUGGAUUAGCUACGGUGAUCUCUGGACUCUCGGCGGUGUUGCGGCUGUUCAGGAAAUGGCUGGACCGAAGAUUCCAUGGAGGGCAGGACGCAUUGAUGGCUUUGCGGAGCAUGCCACCCCGGACGGCAGGCUUCCCGAUGCUUCCCAGGGCGCCCCUCACAUCCGGGAUAUUUUCUACCGCAUGGGCUUCAACGAUCAAGAGAUAGUUGCUCUUUGUGGCGCUCACGCUCUUGGCCGCUGCCACUCGAAUCGAUCUGGUUACGAAGGUCCUUGGACUUUCUCACCCACAACGUUCACUAAUGACUUCUACAAGUUGCUAUUUGAGGAGAAGUGGGUGUGGAAGAAAUGGAGUGGACCCAAGCAACUUGAGGACAAAACCACCAAGUCUCUUAUGAUGCUACCCACGGACUACGUUCUCACCCAGGAUAAGAGCUUCAAGAAAUAUGCCAAAGCCUAUGCUGAUGACAACGACCUGUUUUUCAAGGACUUCUCUGCUGCUUUCGCAACCCUCAUGGAGCUCGGAGUGCCAACUCAGCAAUUUGUCUCUUCUGAGCCCUGGACUCUGAAGACUCUCGACGAGCAGAAAGCGUGAUUACUUCUUAGAGUCAAGUGUGGGUAUAUAGAGUAGACUACCGCUACCAUUUCGCUACCGUGAUCUAGAUAUAUAAUUACGAUGUAGUGCAUAGAAUGCUACUGUCUUGUUGGAAAUCUUGACAUACAUUUUUACUUCAGUACUUCAUUUUGCAU
Molecule: messenger RNA, 1537 nt
Organism: Serpula lacrymans var. lacrymans S7.9
Lineage: Eukaryota; Fungi; Basidiomycota; Agaricomycetes; Boletales; Serpulaceae
Exons: 11
Coding region: 264-1382 (372 amino acids)
Biological process (GO): cellular response to oxidative stress; response to reactive oxygen species; hydrogen peroxide catabolic process
Molecular function (GO): heme binding; peroxidase activity
Source: RefSeq, a predicted model, not a curated record